CGUCGCCCGGAUGCUGUCAGCUCGAUGUUUACAUGAUUUUCUGUGCAUGGUUAUUUACAAGUUCACCAUUUGGUGUGAUAACGUUCCACAAUGGAUGAAUCUAAUGCCAAAGAGGCAAUGAGCUCCAGCCAGAAGUUCCCCAUGUCCCCGGGGUCGCUGUAUGACACGUCUGUCCAGGACAACUCCAUCAGCCUCACCCAGUACCACGAGUACCCCUCCACACACCCCUUCAUCAACACAGAGUUCAGGAGAGCAGCGGGCAAACUGUCUUCAUCAUAUCCAGAGAAUAACCGAGAUGCGGUGGUCUCAGCUCUGCGGAAUCUUCAGGACAAGGUCCGGAAGCUGGAGCUGGAACGGUCUGCGGCAGAGAACAACCUGAAGUCGCUGGCGUCGGAGACGUCCCGCUACAAGGACAUGCUGCAGGGGGAGCAGGACAACAAGGACUCCACCAGCAUCCUCGUCAACAGACAGACCAAGGAGUUGGGGUCGCAGUUGUCGGCCGCGGAGACGAAGUGUGACGUCCUCGAGAAGCAGCUGAACUACAUGAGGAAGAUGGUGCACAAUGUGGAGCGGGACCGCCUGGACACCGUCGCCCGCACCGUCGUCGUGGAACAGCAGAGGGAGGAGGUAAUGCCCAGGAAGUUCAAGAUUCAAGCGGAACGCAUCUCCGAACUGGAGCGAGAACACCUCAAGCUGACAGCCACGCAGAAUCUAGCAGAGUCCAAGAUACGAGAACUGGAAGACAAGCUGAGAGAUGAACGGUUGACCAGAAGGAUGACACAACAGAGAGCUGCAGAGCGGGAAACAGAUGCUGCAGCUCAGAGAGUGUACUUCGCUGCCGAGGCCAAUGGUCGACCGCCGGUGAAAGCCAAGAAGCCAACAAAGAAGAAGAAGAAGAAAGUAGUGGCCCCCAAGAAGACGAGCAACCACAACACCAGGAAGGCAGAACCCUCCAAACACUACAGGCUGAACCUGGCAGAGAUUCCCUUUGUGGCUGGGAGGGCAACAACCCCCAGCCAUUCUGUAGGCGCCAAUGUCCAAAGGGUUCUUGCUUGGAUGAAGACCCACAGCACAGCCCUGUGCCAGGAACACUACCAGAAUGGUGACAUUCCCAGCACCGAGAGCGCCUCCUCCAGCUCCAGCAGCAACAGCCUCGACAACGACCUCUCCGACAUCCUGCUAGCACUGCAGGAUGAGUUUGGGCAGCUCAGCUGCGAGCACCAGGAACUGGUCAAGCAGAUCAAUGAGGUGGCUGACCUGCGGGCAAGGGAAGACAUGGAAAGGGAGUUAGACAGUCUCAUCGUUAAGAUGGACGUCAAAGGGCAACAAAUAUCAAAAGUCAGACAGCAUCAACAGAAGGUGGAAGAUAUGAAACGAAAAAUGAAGACAAAAAAGUCAAAAGAUGCCCCUUCUCAUCCACGCCCUCAGUCUGCCAUGGCAAGUUUCCCAGCUAGGAGAACCUGUGAAAGUACACAUUCCAAUUCCAACCCCAAAACUCAGUGCUGUACAAGUCGAACGUCGCGGCAACACACUGCCAGUGCCCGACAAGUUUCACUGGACGUUCUCAAAGACAUGAAAAAAUUACAAACAACAUUACGGAAAGACGACCUAUGCUGGGAAUAAUGCGUGGUGCCAUUGUGAUAUUAGAACGAAUUGUACAGACAAACCUAUGGAAUUAUUUAUUUAUGUAUAUACAGUGGUCACAACAGAGGCUUUUGCCACCAUCUUUUAACCACACUUGCUACAAGGAAAUCUCAACAGGAAGGCUGUGUUAUUUUGUUAUCUUGUUUUUGUCUUGUUUCUGCAUGUUUGGAGGCAACCAGAUCUGCUUUUUUGAGGAUUUAGGCCAAACUGUUUCAUUUUUGUCUAUUUUCAAGGUUUUUUUUCAAAAAAGAAGAUUUGAGGUUAUAAAAUAUAAUACUGUUGUACAUAACAACAUACAAGCCAACGGUUUUUAAAAAGAGCGUAUUUUCAAUGACACAUAGGAUUUAUGUGUUAUUUUCCAUAAUGCUAAAUCCAUAGAAAAUGACAAUAAUUGUUCUGGCUGUAAAACAAAAAAAGGAAAGAAAUUUGAACUUUUUCAGUAUUAUUUGUAUAUGAGAUUGAAAGUAUUUGACCUAGGACCAUAUUGCCUACAUAUAUUUCAAAUUAGCAAAUUAAUUAUGCAACAGCUAUCAAGGUUAUUUAUGGUCCUCGUCACUUGAAAUAGAAUCAUGAAAUAUUGCGAUAAUUAAUUAACGAGAAUAGCUGCAUAUGUGCUAAUACUUAAAAAGUGCAAACAAGCCAUUCAGCCGACAAGGAAUAUCACUUACAGUUGAGACAAAACUUACAAAGUGAGAUUUUCAAGAAAUGUCCAUAUUCUCUGUGAUAAACAUCAUCAUUCAGUUUUGAUCAUGUGGUUACAAUCCGACUGAAGAGUGGCAAUCUGGUAGCGGCGAGCAUCUAUAUUGAGCAGCGUGUGCAGCAGAGGUUCAUUACCAGCACAAACUGAAAGAGAAGUAUGUCCAGAUGUAGUAUUUGAAGAACUACUGAUAUAUAACCGCUCGCACGCACCUGACUGUCGAUUCACACUCAUACUCUAACCAUGUGAUCAAAACUCAAUGAUGAUGUUCAUCACUAAGAACAUAGACACUGCACGAAAAUCACACUUUGCAAUUUUUGUCAUCACUGUAAGUAAUAUUCUUGAAUGGCGGAAUGGCUUUGUUUUCAAAUUUAUAAGUGAGCAAGUUCAAAUUAAAAUUUAACAUCACAUCGGCAUUAUUUCAGCCAUAUAGCGACGAUAAAUUUAUAAGUAUUAGCACACAUGCAGCUUUCUCUGUUAAUUAAUCAUUGCAAUAUUUCGUGAUUCUAUUUCAAGUGGUGAGGACUAGACUAUAGUCCUGGAGGGCUAUAGAAUCAGUAGUGAUCUUCAAGGAGAUUUUCUGCAAGAGACUAGCAACAUGAGAGACAGAAUAUUUGCAAUUCCUGUUACAAAUAGGUUGUUUGGUUUACUACCCAUGGUUAUUUUUGGAUGAAAUAUUGAAAAGUAUUUGGGAUAACCUUUAUUAUGUAUGUAAUAAUCAUUAUUCAUUUAGGAUGAUAUGUCUGUAUAUAUCAGCUAUAUUUAUAUACUCAAGCCUUCAUUCUUGAUCACUUGGUUUACAUGUUUGGUUAUGUAAUUAUAAUUUUUUUUUGAAAGAUAAACGUCUAUAAAGAAUUCUUUUAAGUAUUGUUGGAGUAAACUGAAAAGUGUUUGAUUUUUUUUUAACUUCACUUCCCAUUUUGCUUGACUUUGAAGAUUUCAACAGAUUUGGAGGGAAUUUUUUUUUCUGAAACAAUUUUCUGUUUUCGUACAGUGAACCAAGUAAUUAAAAAGAAAAGUUUGAGAAAUAUGUACAAAUCAAAUAACCUAAGGUGCAAAUAUCCGUACACAUACCUCAAUACUAUUGCUUUUAUUUAUGUCUGUAUUGCUCAAAAUGUUGUAUUAGUGCUACAUAGUAUCUGUUUCACAAGAGUAUACUUUGUCUCAUGUACUUAUCUGGAAUACCGUUCACAUGUCAAAUACAGAAUCUUGAAAAGGUUCACAUGCUUAUAACAAAUUUACAGUAAUUUUAUCUACUUUUAAACUUUUGAUUUUAUAUGACAGCAUAGGCUAGUCAUGAAUUUUACAAUUUUCUCAUUUAUUCUUCAUCCUUGACUCUAGAUGCUCCAUUACUUACACACAGGUAAAACACAUGUAGAUCCCCAGUUCAUUAAUGAGGUAGACUUUAUGUUGUCAUUUUUUGUGUCCGAAACUUUUUUCUAAUUUGUUAUAUUUGCUCAUAGGAUGAGGCGACUAUAGCAUGUAUAGUGACACGUUUCAGUUUCCUGCAUUCCACAGUCCUGCUUAUUCCAGCCUCUGUUACUUAUUCCUCAGUGUCUCCAUUCCUUUAUAGUUUGUUGUUUCGGAGGAGACUGACACUGAAUCUGUUCACAGAAAUACACACAUGCAUACAGUGUUCGAUCUCGGGCUGCACUGAUGCUCAUUUUCAUAAGGCUUGUCUUAUUGAUUUUGAUCUUGUUUUCGUUGAUGAUAUAGCUUGUAAAUGCCACUGUUAAAAUACAUGUAGGUAAAUAUCAUUGGGUCAAUAUCACUGCAUUGGUGUUCCUGUGAGAUACAGGCAAUUGUCAUGAUGCAUUAGAGCAUCAGUUGAUCAUCCAUUCCCAGUGUCAUCAACACCUUCCUCAGUACUUUGUAUUAUGGGAUGGGAUGGGUGGGUUGUUGAGGAGGAGCUGCACACAUGUACUCACAGUGUAUUGGUUAGGCUGCACUGAUGCUCAACGUAAGUCGUUUUGGAGCAACAUAAUCCUCCAAGUCAUUUAUGACUGCUGGAAUUAUGACAAUUAAAACAGUUAUUCAAAAGUUGAUCGCUUCUGUAAGUAUUAGGUGGUACCCAUGCUUGACAUACCAGCUGACUGAGGAUCGGCGGGUUACAGUGUUUAACCCAGGGCUGCACUGAUGGUCAUGUUGGAGGAAAUUGUUGACAUGGAUUUCCAUCCUGUCUUUAUUGGCAUGACAGCUUGUCAAUGCCACCUCUGAAAGAAAUCUGCCUCAUUACCAUUGUAGAUACUGAUAGGUGUCAUGAUACAUCAGUGCAUCAGUGGAGCCAUUUCGUCAUCAACACCUUCAUCAGUAUAGUGUGGGUCCAGAGCAGGUGAGGUACACAAUGAUUGACGUAACAGUCCACUCCUGGAUGCUGUGACAGUUGGAAUAUUAGUGACUUCAGCAUUAAACAACAUUCACUCACUCACCCGUAACUACAUUUAUCAGCCAUGUAAAAAUCAAAUAAUGUCAACGUUGUGCCUUUCUUAGACAGAAGAAUCAUUGUGCCAUCAUUAUGCCUUUAUAGCUGUAUGUGUAAGCUGUUGUCUAUAGUACCUGGUGUGAUUCUGUCACUGUCCCGCCGUUGUCACUGUCUUGCUGUUGUCACUGUCCCGCUGUUGUCACUGUCCUCAGUAAAUGAACUCGCGCUUGACCUUUUCCAAAGAAUGAUUCUGGAGUUCUUCCAUAUGAGGGAGUGAUAGGUUAAGCUAGUUGUUAAGGUAUACCUAUUCAUACAUAUUUCAAUACAGACAAAUUUCUGUCCUUGUGCUACAGAUUCUUUUUGUGAAUUUGCAAAGAGGCAGGAGACAUAAGUUUAGAGGGUAUAUAUAUACUAAUUUCCAUUGAAUUUCUCAAAAACACCCUGGAAAUAAUAGUUUUAUAAUAAAACAAACAAAAAGAUGUUUAAAUGAAUGAGUCCAUUCGUCCUGCCUACCGAUGCUUUGGAAACUACAAUCAUUGCUGUGUCACUAGAACAAGGCUAAAGCAACAGUCGAGGUAUUUUUGUACUAAUUGAAAGUAAAAGUCUUCAUUGGAUCAGCGACGACAUUUAACCCAGACAGCUGGGUAGGUAUCAAAGGGAGACAAUCCAUACAUGGUUCUUCCAGGUGUGGUAUGGAAAUUAUGAAGCCAUGAAUGCUAAAAUUGCUUUUCACUCUAUACCACCACAUACCGCUUCCAUAUUUGCUAUGUCUAAUGAACAUAACCUAGUAGACCACUUGAAAGACUUGACUUUUAAGUUCUUCCAAAAUGUUUCAUUCGUUCAGUGUUAGUUGUGCAAAGGAGGGUGCCUUCUCUCAUAGAAAUACAAAAGAAAUAAGAACCCAAGGAUCUCUUUUUAUUCAAGGUUUCUCGUGUUCAAGUAGGUUUUGUCCUAUCCAUAAUCAAAAUAUGUUGAAAUUUCACUUCCAGCAUUAUCAAGAUCUGAGAGGCAUUAUUUAGGUGACACUUCUUGUAUAUUGGGGGCCCAGGCGGCCCAGUCGCUGUGAAGAGCACACCAGAAACCUAUGAUUGUGGGUUUCCAAUCCCGCUUCGCCCCGAUUAUGUUUCAAGGUUUGUCAGCACCAUACCCGUGCUCGUGGGUUUCACCAAAGUAGUAAACGUCAGACCUGCAUCACUCCGGGCUUUCCUCCCACAUCAAGCUGACACGCUGUGAUAUAACUGGAAUACUGUUAAAAGCGGUGUUAAACCCAACUCACUCACUCACUCUUGUAUAUUGUAUUGUUUACAGUUCAACCAACUCAUUGAGAAGAAGGAACUAAAUACUAAUGAAAAUGGAUUAGACACAUGAGACAAAAGGAAAUAAUUAAUCAAACAUAUGAAGUAGCAGAAAGUUGUUUUGGGCUUAUCCCGGUUGGUUUAAAUCAAUUAAAGUAAACAAUACAAUAGCAAGUUUCGCCUUAUAAUAGCACUCCAAUGUUUUUUAAAGUUGGCACAGCUACAUUCUGUCACAUAUGUGAUUCCAUGUUAAUACUCAUUCCAUAAUAUUGCUUUAACAGAGAAGAAUUUAUGACGAGAUGAAAUGUGACUAUAUGUUUAUAGUGCCUUCAACUGUUUCCAGAACUGUCCAGCAUCAGCCUUGUGUAAAGCCAUAAUGUUUAUAUUGUCAGUAUAUUUUAUAUAUAGUUUUUGGAAUCCUACAUGUUGAGUUAGCUCUGCUGUUGUAUUUCAUGCAUCGAGAGGAAGCAUACUGAUACUCCUCAUGCCAGAACCUGGUAAAUGGACAUUCUCAGUACAUGGUCAGGUUUUUAUGGAUACUUUCUAAUGAUCGUUCAAUUGCUUAGUAAUGGACAAACGUUCGAGUAAUUUCAUAUCGAUCAAACCUUUUAUUGUAGCUUCAAAAUCCCAGAUUCACCAUGAUUAUGUUUCAAGGUGCAAAAUGGCUAAGACAGAACAUUGCACAAAAUUGAGGUUAGACGGAUGAAAGAUGACAUUGAAGCCAGUUCAGUUAUGGCCAUGCAAUGUAGCAUCAUGUCUGAUUUUCUUUAGGGGCGGGCGGGUAGCCUAGUGGUUAAAGCGUUCGCUCGUCACGCCGAAGACCCGGGUUUGAUUCCCGACAUGGGUACAACUGGUGUCCCCCGCUGUGAUAUUGCUGGAAUAUUGCUAAAAGCGGCGUAAAACCAUACUCACUCACUGAUUUUCUUUACUAAGUCAUUAUGUUUCGUUUCAUCAAGAGUUCCAUCUAUAAUUAGCGUAAAGCUUCAAACAUGCUUCAUUUCUUGGUUCAGCAGUCAUCUUGGUACCCCAAUGAUUACACCUGGGAUCCCCCAAAAUCAUUGAUGAGAUUGUGGAGUCACACAUAGAGAGACUCAGGUAAAUGCCUGCCUAGGGCUUUCCUCCAACAUCACUCUAUGACCACUCACUUGUGUUUCCCAGGUCCAUCUAGUCAUUGUAAGUUGAGGAAACCAAGCGAAAGUAGUAUGAAUCUUGUACACUCUUGACGUAAAAGAUUCAAUUUUAAGAUACUUUACCUCACACCUAACAUUAGGAGGAAUAUUUGUAUGAAAAUGGCCAAAUGUGACCAAAGAUACCAAUUCUUCAGUUUAAAUAUUGUAAGAAAGUAUGGAUCCUGAUCGGGGGAUGACAGAUGGGAAUUACUGGCAGGCUGACCAUUUCAUAUGCUAUUCAAAAAUAGUUAAGGGCCACCCAAUUCUUUCAUAUAACUAUAUUUCAUCUGACAGAUUAACUAUAGCAAUAUGAAAGAAUCGUGUGGUCCGCGAUUGGUAUUUGGGUUGGGGACAAUAUAUGUUUCAGUCAGUGGGUCAAGAGGGGCGGUCGGGUAGCCUAGUGGUUAAAGCGCUCGUCACGACGAAGACCCGUGUUCGAAUCCCAACAUGGGUACAAUGUGUGAAGCCCAUUUCUGGUGUCCCCCGCCGUGAUAUUGCUGGAAUAUUGCUAAAAGCGGCUUAAAAUCAAACUCAUUCGCUCACUCAUUGGGUCAAGACACAUUGUUUUUGUUAACCUGGAUAACGAGACAUGCUCAGUUUGUUUUCUGUUAUCAGUGCCUGUGGAUGAGGUGGAUCCUUUGUAAUCUCGCUUUAUGUGUUUGUCUCCAUAACAACAUUGUCAGCACAUUUUCAGCCAUCCUGGAAAUAUUCAGUUGGAAAAUGUGUUGAUGACAGCGUUGUGGUCCUGUGUAUCUAGUGUCGUAUCAUACAGAGUAUUUUAUCCUCACAAAUAAUGUCAUGUAUAUGAUAUGAAGUUAUGAAAUAAAAUGUUGAUAUUAUA
This is a messenger RNA of Haliotis rufescens (red abalone), 8068 nucleotides long. RefSeq names its product centrosomal protein of 57 kDa-like. Gene Ontology annotation, cellular component: centrosome. Gene Ontology annotation, molecular function: microtubule binding; identical protein binding; gamma-tubulin binding. The transcript is spliced from 9 exons. The coding region runs from base 91 to 1623 and encodes 510 amino acids. Lineage: Eukaryota; Metazoa; Mollusca; Gastropoda; Lepetellida; Haliotidae. The record is from RefSeq and is a predicted model, not a curated record.